AUGUCGUCGCCCGAUCUUGCCCCUGCGCGCGAGGCAGAGAUAGACAGCGAUGCUAGACCUCGGGUUUGUGAUAACUGUAUCCGACUGGAAUGGUACAUAGACACAAUCAACCAUGCGUUCCCCGUCUUCCCCUAUGCUCCGUCCGAUGGUGCCGGUGUCGAGGUCGUGUCGAGCUGCAGUCGUGAUCUCGUCCAGACACUCGUCGUCAUCGCGGCCAAGCUGUCCGGCUUCGUCAGCACAUCCUUUGAUUCAUCCGAACUCAACGCCCACAUCGACCAGAUCCUCAGCUCCGUGUCCCUGCAAGAGGACAUCGCCGGUGACACGCCAACUCUCGACCAGUUCCGAAAGUUCUGCCUGCUUGCCUUUUACGAGUUCCACCAGUUCCCUGGCCAGCAGGCAUGGACCCGCAUCGGCAAACUCACCCGGUUGGCGCACUGGACUGGUCUGGAUCAACUGGAUAGGUUGCACGAGAUCGCCCCGCCGUGGACAAUAUUGAGCAAGGAUAGACUGGAGGAGUGGCGUCUAGUCUGGUGGUGCAUCUACGCCCUCGAUUCCUACGCCAGUGUCUCGACCGGGAUGCCCUACGAAAUCGACGAGGGGCUCAUCAAUACCGCCCUCCCACAAGGCCUGCCAACAGACCAGAGCCGAGAAUUCUACCUACCUCACCGCCACGACGGCCUGCUCAAUCUCGUUCAGAAGCUACUAUCAGACUCCCCGCGUCAAACUCUCGGCCUCGAAAUCCACAUCAUCAGCAUCACCGUCCUCCGCCACGCCGGCCGGGCCCUCCGACUGCACGUCCUUGGCAAACAGGACGACUGCGCCAAAGUCGUCGCCGACACGGAGCGGCGCAUCUCCGAGGUCCGCCUCGCCCUGCCGGGGAACCUCUUCAACCCCCGCCGCAACGCCUUCGCGAACGAGUCCGCCGCGACCCACCACUUCCGCCUCGUCACUGCCAUGCAUCUGCACAUGGCGCAGAUGCUCAUGACGCUCAUCAACUGCCGGCGCCUGGCGGAGGAGCACGCCUGGCUGCUCAAGUGGCAGCAGGUCCUGGAGAUCUGCCAGGACGUGGCGGCUAUCGCCAAGCAGUGGAACAGCAGCUUCUUCCUCAGCGUCGACCCGGCCGUGUCCAUCAUCGCGUUCAUCGCGCUCAUCUUUUUGGAUUUGCAUCUGAAGUUCAACGGUAAUGCUGGUGCUGAAAUUGGGGAUGAUCUGCGCACGGAGAUUGAGCACUGCGAGACGGUCUUGUUGCUUUUCCUGGAGCAGUUUGCCAAGUCGUGGACCAUGCCGCGCCUCCUGAUUCGUGAGUCAAACCCAUCCUUCUCUUCAGUACUGCUGUAUCCGAUCGCGUUGCUGCGCAUGGUUGAAUUGGGCUAUUUGUCGACUAACAUCGCUCUUGGAAAGUCUCGUUCAAAAGCUUCAAAGAGUCUCUCAACGGCCCUGUCGGAUACCAACAAGUCCGUGCCGUGUUUCUCCAUUUCCAAAGUCCGCUGCAUCCUAGGUGGUUGCAGUUCCUGA
Molecule: messenger RNA, 1515 nt
Organism: Colletotrichum chrysophilum
Lineage: Eukaryota; Fungi; Ascomycota; Sordariomycetes; Glomerellales; Glomerellaceae
Exons: 2
Coding region: 1-1515 (504 amino acids)
Biological process (GO): DNA-templated transcription
Cellular component (GO): nucleus
Molecular function (GO): zinc ion binding; DNA binding
Source: RefSeq, a predicted model, not a curated record